Molecule: messenger RNA, 720 nt
Organism: Aureobasidium musti
Lineage: Eukaryota; Fungi; Ascomycota; Dothideomycetes; Dothideales; Saccotheciaceae
Source: the annotation of a GenBank genome assembly
CCGGAAAGCAAAAUGGAAGAAACACACAACUACGAGACAAUCACAUACAAAACAUUCUCAGAGCUACUUGACUCAUACAAGGAGCUUGUUCCAAGCAAGCUGGACGAACUAGAGGAGCAACGACUCGAAAUCAUUCCUAAAUCACUAUCGGAAAGGACCGACGACGCACACUUGAAGAAGGCCGAAGUGCAAAAACUGGUAGAUUGGAAGCUACCCUCUUUGCGCAAGCUCGUCGAAUCAAAUGCAGACGAAGCGGUGGAGCAACGCACGCGAGAAGCGUUCGAGGCUUACGACAGGGACAACGAGCAGUGGGACAAGGCAGUGGGGAUGCUGGCCAAGGGGCUUCGUGGCGUAGGGCCUGCGACAGCCUCGCUCCUACUCAACACUUACGACAGCGAGAAAGUGCCAUUCUUCUCGGAUGAAUUGUAUCGUUGGGUCAUGUUCUCCGAUGGUAAAGGUAACGGAUGGGACCGGAAGAUCAAGUAUUCGGCGAAGGAAUACCAAGAGUUGUACAGGAGAGUGGAGAUGUUACGAGAAAGAUUGAGCAAAGAGAGCGACAAGACGAUCACGUCAGUUCGGGUUGAAAUGGUAGCGUACGUGCUAGGACGAAGACAGAUCGGGGGAGCGAAGAGGAAGGAGAUUGAUGAAGAAGAUAGAGAGGGAGCCGAUCAAAAGGCAGGAGAAGACACAACCAAUAAACGGAAGCGAAGAAGGGCAUAG